AUGGCCUUGGUCCAACCCAAUGGGGCCCAGGAAGAAUCCUUGUUUCUCUCUAAACCUCUCUCCUUCCUGGCAUACCCACACCAGCCACUACCUCCACUCAGCCCUUGCUCCCCCAGUGACACUUCUCUCUUCCUUACAGGGUACAUGCAACAACUCGCCUUCAGACAACCCAACAAGGCCUUUUCGGCCUUCCUGCAUAUGAAGUCCAGCACCUGGCUGACAGCCUACGUGGUCAAGGUCUUCUCUCUGGCCGCCAACCUCAUCGCCAUCGACUCCGAAGUCAUCUGUGGGGCUGUCAAGUGGCUGAUCCUGGAGAAGCAGAGGCGUGAUGGAGUCUUCCAGGAGGAUUCGCCCGUUAUACACCAAGAAAUGAUUGGUGGCUACAGACAUGCUGAGGAGAAAGAUGUGUCCCUCACAGCUUUUGUUCUCAUCGCACUGAAGGAGGCUAAAGAUAUUUGUGAGAGACAGAUCAAUAGCCUUGGGGGCAGCAUCAAUAAGGCCGGAGACUUCCUUCAAACACACUACAUGAACUUGAAGAGACCAUAUGCUGUGGCCAUUGCUGGCUAUGCCCUGGCCCAGUUGGGCAAGCUGGAGGGCCCUCUCCUCGACAUAUUUCUGAAAACAGCCACAGAUAAGAACCGCUGGGAGGAGCCUGGCCAAAGGCUCUACACUAUAGAGGCCACAUCCUAUGCCCUGUUGGCUCUGCUGCUGCUCAAAGACUUUGACUCUGUACCUCCUGUUGUGCGCUGGCUCAACGAGCAGAGAUUCUAUGGAGGUGGCUAUGGCUCCACCCAGGCCACUUUCAUGGUGUUCCAAGCCUUGGCCCAAUACCAGAGGGAUGUCCCUGACCAUGAGGAUCUGAAUCUGGAUGUGUUGAAGAAGCCUCAGGACGCCAAGAGCACCAUGUUACUCAACAUCUGUACCAG
Messenger RNA from Myotis brandtii (Brandt's bat), 926 nucleotides. RefSeq names its product complement C3 alpha chain-like. The record is from RefSeq and is a predicted model, not a curated record. Gene Ontology annotation, biological process: complement activation. The transcript has 8 exons. The annotation marks the transcript as partial. NCBI's taxonomy places the organism in Eukaryota, Metazoa, Chordata, Mammalia, Chiroptera, Vespertilionidae.